GAGCCACACCUCGGGGGGCCCCCAGCAGGGUCCCCAAGGGGGCCCCCAGGAGGGCCCCCAGGGGGGGCCCCACGGGGGGACCCAAGGGGGCGAAGGGUACCAGACCGUGGCCCUCACUGCAGGCAGAGGCAGGGGCAAGUCUGCUGCUCUCGGGCUCGCUGUUGCUGCUGCUGUCUCUCUGGGAGUCAGCAGCAUUUUCAUCUGCGCCCCACAAGCAGAAAAUGUCCAAACCCUUUUCGAAUUCGUCCAAAAGGGCCUGAAGGCCAUGGGCCUGCGGGAGCAGGGGGACUUCCAAGUGACCCUGGAGACCGUGGGGACUGGGGGCCGGGGCCCCAAAGGCGCGGACUUGUCUGGAGCAGCAGCUUCGGGUUUAUAUCAGCAGCAGUCUGUGAAGGCGGUGACUCGAAUUGAGGUGUACAGACACCACAGACAGCGCGUACAGUUCAUUUUUCCCCACGAGCAGCAAAGCCUCAUCAACGCGGACCUUCUCGUGGUGGAUGAGGCGGCCUCCAUACCGCUGCCGGUCAUUAAAAGGCUUCUCGGCCCUUACAUUGUAUUGCUGUCUUCGACAGUAAAUGGAUAUGAAGGCACGGGGAGAUCUCUUUCUUUGAAGUUGUUGGCGGAUUUGCGGCGGGGGUUGAGGGGCCCCCCCGGGAGCCACGGUGUACGUACACCCCAGCGGCAGCUGAAGGAACUUUCUCUCGAAGUCCCCAUUCGCUACGCAGCAGGAGACGCAAUUGAACAGUGGCUGCAUUCUUUGCUUUGUUUGGACUCCACGACGGCUCCAGCUCUGGACCCUGCAGGGCCCCCCGGAGGGCCUUGA
Molecule: messenger RNA, 823 nt
Organism: Eimeria tenella
Lineage: Eukaryota; Apicomplexa; Conoidasida; Eucoccidiorida; Eimeriidae
Product: UPF0202 family protein, putative
Exons: 4
Biological process (GO): rRNA acetylation involved in maturation of SSU-rRNA
Cellular component (GO): nucleolus; 90S preribosome
Molecular function (GO): tRNA binding; 18S rRNA cytidine N-acetyltransferase activity
Source: RefSeq, a predicted model, not a curated record